Messenger RNA from Mus caroli (Ryukyu mouse), 593 nucleotides. Its product is annotated as large ribosomal subunit protein eL39-like. Lineage: Eukaryota; Metazoa; Chordata; Mammalia; Rodentia; Muridae. Gene Ontology annotation, cellular component: cytosolic large ribosomal subunit; ribosome. Gene Ontology annotation, biological process: translation. The record is from RefSeq and is a predicted model, not a curated record. Gene Ontology annotation, molecular function: structural constituent of ribosome.
CCGGUGGUCGCCAUUCUUUUAACUGCCGAGCCUGCAGCAGCGUGGUUGUUCUGGUGUGUGGUCCAGGGCUCCCGCGGUGCAGGGCUCACAGGAAACCCGGCAGAGUCAGGUGCUCAAAUCCACCUUGCCUUUCCAAGUUCAAAUCUGGUUUAAACUCACCGGGAAGAGUGUGUGCCUGUCUGACUUGGUUCUUCACCAUGGCUUCUCACAAGACCUUCAGGAUCAAGCGAUUCCUGGCCAAGAAACAAAAGCAAAAUCGUCCCAUUCCACAAUGGAUUCAGAUGAAAACUGGCAAUAAAAUCAUGUACAACUCCAAGCGGAGACACUGGAGACGAACCAAAUUGGGUCUAUAAGGAACCACAUGUACUUAUGCUGUAACUUACUGUAGCGUUUACAACAUUACCAUUGUCUGGACAGCUGAUUGUGUUUAUUAGGAAUAUAAGUUUUCUUUCUGUGCUUUAGUAAGUUGAUUCAGCAGUUCAGUAAUAAAUAUGUGAAACCUUUUGUUUAGAAAAAAAUUGCUUGUGUGUUACAACUUACUUUGUUUUGUGGUUCAGGAACAUCUGCAUAAUAAACAAGUAUUCUAUCAGUGA